GAGGGUAACUAGUUUAUCUAUAAUAUGCGAUAAGGAUUGAAUAUAUGACUUUUAGCUGCAAUGGUUGAAGCUGGUCAAGUGUCAACACGUGAGCUGCCGUGUGUUAUUCAACAAUACUCAGAUAUGGAGGAGUCCAGUGACUUGUAUGAUGAGUAUGAGGCGGAUGAUACCCCUCCCUGGGCAGCCCACCAACAUCAGUGUCUAGAAGAUCAGCACAAUGUGGAGUGUCUCAGACGGAAGAUCAAAUAUUACUUCAUGAACCCCUGUGAGAAGUACCAUGCUCGUGGCCGAAAACCAUGGAAACUCUUACUGCAGAUCAUCAAGAUUGCCAUUAUUACCAUCCAGUUAGUGUCUUUUGGGCUGAGCAACCAGAUGGUUGUCACAUUUAAGGAAGAAAAUCUGAUGACAUUCAAGCACCUCUUCUUGAAAGGUUAUAUUGACGGAGGCAUGGAUACAUAUGCUGUUUACACACAGGAUGAUGUGUAUGAUCACAUCGAUUACGUCAUUGGAAAGUAUGGACAUCUGCACAACAUCACAGUCGGCAACCAUGAGUAUGAGAAAAAGAGCGGAAUCUACACCCCCCUGUCUCUCUGUCAGGAGUUCUACCAAAAUGGCUCCAUCUUCCCCAGCAAUGAGACCUUUGAAAUAGAUGCCAAAGUGAAAACUGAGUGUCUUGAAAUUUUUCCGAUGUAUCACCCUACACUGCGGGGAACGUAUCGAUUUGAAUUGUAUUUCAAAAGAUUGCUCACUGUCAGGAUCAGUUUUGUUCUGAAGGCCAUAAAUUUACAGACCGUGAGACAUCGAGAGCUGCCAGACUGCUACGACUUCAAUGUUAUUAUCACUUUCGACAACCAAGUUCACAGCGGAAGGAUAAAGGUUGACCUGGAAAAUGACGUAGACAUCAAUGAAUGCAGGGACUGGAAAGUAACUGGAGCAUCUGCCAGGAACAUUAACCUGACUGUGCUGUUUGACUGCCUCAUCAUUAUAACCUGCAUAACAUCCUUCGCUCUCUGCACACGCUCAGUGAUCAAUGGCAUUCAGCUGCAGUUUGAGUACUCCCUCUUCUGCAGGACUAAGUGUGGUAAAGAAGUCCCAUUGUCUGACAAGUUGGAGUUCUUGAACGGUUGGUACAUCUUGAUCAUCAUCAGUGACAUGUUGUCCAUCAUAGGCUCUAUUCUCAAGAUAGAAAUCCAGACCAAGGUCCUCACAAGUUAUGACAUCUGCAGUAUUUUUCUUGGGACUGGUACCAUGUUUGUCUGGAUCGGGGUCAUCCGUUACAUGGGCUACUUCAGGAAGUAUAACAUUCUAAUCCUGACACUCAGAGCAGCUUUCCCCAAUGUGAUCCGUUUCAUCUGCUGUGCUGGAAUUAUCUAUCUCAGUUACUGUUUCUGCGGCUGGAUUGUCCUCGGCCCCUAUCAUGAGAAGUUCCGCACAUUAAACACCGUGUCUGAGUGUCUGUUCUCCCUGAUCAACGGAGACGACAUGUACCCCACCUUUAAGAACAUGAAGCAGAAGAGCAGCCUGGUGUGGACUUUCAGCAGGAUCUACCUCUACAGCUUUGUCUCACUCUUCAUCUACAUGAUCCUCAGCCUCUUCAUCACAAUCAUCACAGAUACAUACGACACCAUUAAGCUGCAGCAGCAGGGUGGACUCCCGAUAUCUGAGCUGCAGACAUUCCUGUCAGUGUGUAAAGAUCUGCCAAACUCCGGGUUGUACAGACUGAAGGAGGACAAAAGCUGCUUCUUAGACUGCUGGAUCAACAGGUUCAGGAGACAUCAGGAUGAGAUUCUGACAUCAGAGGCGUAGCGGGCUGUGCGGAGAUAUUGUAAGACUAAACUCUCUGAACUAUAACCUGAACUGAAAGAGCACUUUAUACUUAAGAUACUAAAGAUUCUUAAAUCAUUCUAACAUUUUCCUCAAACUUAACUUAUGUGAUUGAUUUGAGCUUUUCAUUACUGAGUAGACCAAACUCCAUUAAGUCUGGCCCUAACAUGAUGCACUGAGGUGGAGAGAAUUUGUUGUAAAUACACGUUAGUAAUGUAUAUAUCCACAGACAUAGAAAGAGAAACAUCGGUCACUUUAAAUGUAAGUUGUUUGGUGUUUUUCUAUUGCUCUGCACUUUGUAUGGCCCACUGUUGACGAGUCAAGAUUAAAUAAACACACUGUUUUGUAAA
This is a messenger RNA of Notolabrus celidotus (New Zealand spotty), 2174 nucleotides long. RefSeq names its product mucolipin 3b (gene mcoln3b). NCBI's taxonomy places the organism in Eukaryota, Metazoa, Chordata, Actinopteri, Labriformes, Labridae. The record is from RefSeq and is a predicted model, not a curated record. Gene Ontology annotation, molecular function: NAADP-sensitive calcium-release channel activity. Gene Ontology annotation, cellular component: lysosomal membrane; plasma membrane.